Messenger RNA from Acanthamoeba castellanii str. Neff, 1203 nucleotides. RefSeq lists its product as uncharacterized. Gene Ontology annotation, molecular function: microtubule binding. The record is from RefSeq and is a predicted model, not a curated record. Gene Ontology annotation, biological process: establishment of mitotic spindle orientation; mitotic centrosome separation; chromosome segregation. Bases 1 to 1203 code for a protein of 400 amino acids. Gene Ontology annotation, cellular component: kinetochore; kinesin complex; centrosome. The transcript is spliced from 9 exons. Lineage: Eukaryota; Discosea; Longamoebia; Acanthamoebidae.
AUGCUCAUGAUGGAACCCGAGGCAGAGGGGCACGCUGGACCCCACGGCGAAGAGUACUGGCGGGAACGAUGUGCGGCGUUGCAGGCCGAAGUGGCAGAGUGGCGCAGCAAGGCCGAGGAGAGACGGGAAGAGAUGGAAGAGGUGGAAGCCAGCUUUGCCGAAUUCAUGGAGUCGAGCAAGGCUCUGGAGCAAGAAAUGGAGCGAGACCUACAGCGCUCGGAAAAGAAGAACGACGAAACCUCACGCGCCCUCUCGCUUCUCAAACUGCAACACGAAGACCUCCUCGCCAAGCAUGCCCGUGUGACCGAGGAGUAUGCGAAGCAACUGGAGCGACAACAGGUCGCCCGGACCCACACGGGCCACACUGACGCGUGCGAUCGCCAGGCGGAAACCGAGACGCUGCGCAGCGAGUUGAAAGUCAUCGGCGUCAAGAAGCGGCAGCUGGAGCAGGACAACGACGACCUCGGCCGCAGGGAGAGAGAGUCGUCGGCAUCCGUGGCGGAUUUGGGAGAGAAGCUGGACAAGGCAAUCGAAGAGAACGCCUGUCUGCAGAGCGAGCUCGAGGAAGCCCGUUCCCGCACUGAGGAGCUCAUCCAGCGACUCAAAGAGGAGAUCAGCGAGCAAAAGUCGGAGCUGGCCGUGCGUGCGCAACAAAUCGGCAAGCUCACCUUGCAGGCGCUCGAUGCGCAGGAGCAGUCGGAGCCACUGGGGCCCGACCACGAGACUUUCCACUUCAGUGGCGAAGCAGCCGCGAGCGACUUCCUCUCUCGACGACAUAAAAGCGUCUCCGACUCGCUUGCCAGCCCCUCGCCCUCGUCAACCUCCCCGUCCCUCCCCGGCUCCUCGCCCCUCCACCUCGUCAACAACAUGCUCCAUCUCGUCAAGGACCUGGAGAAGCGCCUGUCGUCCUAUUCGUCGUCGUCGUCGCCGUCGCCGCCGCCGCAGUGCUCUCCCUAUUCGUCGCCGUACGCGUCCCCCUUCCGUCUCCCAAGCGCGCCGAGCGAGGCCCCGCUGCCCCACUCCGACGGCUCCCCACUCUCUCCCUAUCACCACCACCACCACAACCACCACCACCACCACCGGAGGAGGAGGAGGAGGAGGCGCACGUCGACCCAGACCCAUCACCACCGCGCGAGCGCGACGCCGCCCAAGCCCCGUGACCACCCGCGCACACGCCCACCAUUUUUUAUUAUUAUUAUUUGA